AUGUCGAUCACCUUUAUGUUGGGCGGAAGUUGGAGAGAAAGUGUUUCCGGACCUGAAUUUGUGAAGGAUGCCAAACUCAAGGUAGAGGAGAUUAAGAAGAGGUUGCUUAUAGCCCAAAGCCGAGAAAAAUCCUAUGCGGAUAGAAGGAGACCAUUGGAGUUCUCGGUAGGAGACAAAGUGUUUGUGAAAAGAGUUGGGGAAGUGGCAUACCGUUUGGCAUUACCACCAAAAUUGUCGAAUGUGCAUAAUGUGUUUCAUGUUUCGACACUUCGAAAGUAUGAACCGGACCCUUCACAUGUGUUGGAUUGGGAGACAUUGACGGUGGAGGAUGACAGAACCUAUUUUGUGCAACCGGUGAGAAUUCUGGAUAGGCAAGAUAAGGUUACGAGGACACAUUGGUGA
Molecule: messenger RNA, 402 nt
Organism: Tripterygium wilfordii
Lineage: Eukaryota; Viridiplantae; Streptophyta; Magnoliopsida; Celastrales; Celastraceae
Exons: 2
Coding region: 1-402 (133 amino acids)
Source: RefSeq, a predicted model, not a curated record